Messenger RNA from Poecilia latipinna (sailfin molly), 2541 nucleotides. Its product is annotated as DNA-binding protein RFX6-like. NCBI's taxonomy places the organism in Eukaryota, Metazoa, Chordata, Actinopteri, Cyprinodontiformes, Poeciliidae. The record is from RefSeq and is a predicted model, not a curated record. The transcript has 18 exons. Gene Ontology annotation, molecular function: RNA polymerase II cis-regulatory region sequence-specific DNA binding; DNA-binding transcription factor activity, RNA polymerase II-specific. Gene Ontology annotation, biological process: regulation of transcription by RNA polymerase II. The coding region runs from base 16 to 2541 and encodes 841 amino acids.
UUUAAUCUGUUUAUCAUGCCGAUGAAACGCAGCAGUGAGAGUUCAGCCAGAGGCGACAUGUUUCUUAUUCACUCUUUUACAAAAACUUUGGAAAACUCAACAGAAAUAAACUCUGAUUUUAAUGGACAAACAACUUUUCAUCAAGAAGACGAUUCUGGGAUUAAAUCAGAGGACAGCAAUGAGACGCCUUCGUCUGAAGACGAGCAUGACCUGUUGGACUUGAACUCUGACCUGACCAUGAAACAGAGCAUCAGUUCAUCCAGGAAGACAAUCAGUCAGAUCAUCAAGGACAAGAAGAAACAGACGCAGCUAACGCUACAGUGGCUUGAGGAGAACUACAUCGUGUGUGAAGGAGUGUGUCUGCCUCGUUGCAUCCUUUAUGCUCAUUAUCUGGACUUCUGCAGGAAAGAGAAACUAGAACCCGCAUGUGCUGCUACAUUUGGAAAGACAAUCCGACAAAAGUUUCCUCUUCUGACAACAAGACGACUCGGCACCAGAGGACACUCCAAAUAUCAUUACUAUGGAAUUGGGAUCAAAGAGAGCAGCGCAUAUUAUCACUCUGUGUAUUCAGGUAAAGGUUUGACCAGAUUUUCAGGAAGUAAGCUCAAGAAUGAGGGUGGCUUCACCAGGAAAUACUCUCUGAGCUCUAAAACCGGAACGCUGCUUCCGGACUUCCCCAACGCCCAGCAUCUCGUGCUGCAGGGAAAUAUUUCCAGAGAAAAGGUUGACACUCUGAUCAUGAUGUAUAAAACUCACUGCCAGUGCAUCCUGGAUAACGCCAUCAAUAUCAACUUUGAAGAGAUCCAGAAUUUCCUGCUCCACUUCUGGCAGGGAAUGCCCGACCAUCUGCUGCCGCUGCUGGAAAACCCGAUUAUAGUCGACAUCUUCUGUGUCUGUGACUCCAUCCUCUACAAGGUGCUAACUGACGUUUUAAUUCCGGCCACCAUGCAGGAAAUGCCUGAGAGUUUAUUGGCAGACAUAAGAAACUUUGCCAAACACUGGGAACACUGGUUGGCCUCGUCUCUGGAAAACCUCCCAGAAUGCCUUGCAGCGAAGAAGCUCCCCAUCGCACGGCGCUUCGUCUCCUCCCUGAAGAGGCAGACAUCUUUCCUGCAUCUGGCGCAGAUUGCCCGGCCGGCUCUUUUCGACCAAACUGUGGUGACCGGCAUGGUUCUGGACAUCGACUGCGUGGACCUCAGCAGCAUCAACUCACAGCCGCUGCUCAGCACGUCGGCAGCCGGAGACCAGGACUCGGAUAUUUACUCUGAGUACGACUCCAUCAGUGUUUUUCAGGAACUGAAGGAGCUGCUGAGGAAAAAUGCCACAGUUGAGUCGUUCAUAGAGUGGCUGGACUCGGUGGUGGAGCACAAAGUCAUCAAGCCUGGCAAGCAGUGCGGUCGAUCCGUGAAGAAGCGAGCUCAGGACUUCCUCCUGCGGUGGAGCUUCUUUGGUGCCCGGAUCAUGCACAACCUCACGCUCAACAACGCCUCCAGCUUCGGUUCCUUCCACCUGAUCCGGAUGCUGUUAGACGAGUACAUCCUGUUGGCGCUGGAGACGCAGUUCAACAACGACAAGGAGCAGGACUUGCAGAACCUUCUGGAAAAAUACAUGAAAAAUGCAGAUGCCAGUAAAGCUGCGUUCAUGGCAUCGCCCAGUUCCUGUUUUCUGGCGAACCGCAACAAGACCCCCGCCUCCGUCGACCAAUCAGUGAAGAACGAAUCCUUGGGAGGACACGCCUACAUGCCUCUGUCGACCAAUCAGCAGCUGGAUCUGGAAGCUAAAGCCGUCCUCUAUCAGGGGAACGAUGGUUCCGGCUUCACGUCUUCAGGCGGUCAGAUGGACUUCUCUCAGGUCAGCGGACCCCUCAUGACUCCGCCCAUCUCCCCGGCCGCGCUGGUCCACCGGGGCUCCGUCAUCAACCAGGGGCCCAUGGCGGGGAGGCCCCUGACGCCCUCUUCCUCGUCCUGCUCCUUCUCCUCAUCCUCCUGCCUCUCCUCUCUCAGUGAAAUCACGCAGCCCAGCCCCUGCUCCUCGUACCCGGAGACCCUGUACCACUGUUUGCCGCAGACCGGCGGGUUUUUUCCCGCCGCCGGCAGCGGGCCCACGGCUCAGAACUACCAAACUGCUCCCAGGUCUCAGGUCCAGAAUCCCUGCCUGACAGCAAUUCAGACCCAUAAUCCUCCUCUGGGGUGCCAUCUGGCCCGGUACCCGUCCCUGGCCGAUCCGGCCCUGAGCAAGGACGGUUUCUACCCUCCGUCGGUCCACCACUCCUCUGGCAGCGGCGACUGCUCCCUGACGGUGUACGGCGCCGCUGUUCGCCCGCCCUCAAGAUACACGCCGGGUCCUGAACCGGUCCAGACAGAACCGGGUUUGGAUCAGCAGGCGGCGGCUCAGAUUCUGGACGCUGCAGAUGGUUUUGGCUUCAUGGGUGCCGGACUGAACCUCGCUGGCGGCGGCUGUCAGGGGUCGGCGUACGGCGUUCUGGGUCAUGGCGGUGAGGAUUCUUCGAGUCCGGUUCUGUUUGAACAGAGAAUAUUUUAA